AUGGAAGUGUCUGUUCCUGGUAAUACAUCACAUUACCUGGAUAGUAGCUGUGGGUCUUUAACAGCCUAUCCACACGAUCUAAUCCAUAACGACUCGGAAAAUCUAUCUAUGUGUGACCUCAAAACGUGUUUGGCCGAGCUUUCGAACAUUGACGAGACCAGAAUAUCAACCAGUGGCUGUCAUCUUUCUCCUGAAAAGAAUUGUAUCCGAGAUGUGGGAAGAGAAUCUGAUAGCGAAGACUUGGGCAAGAGUGUCUUUGGCAGUUUGUCAGCUGGAAAAUGCUUAAGCAAAUGCGCCUCAUUUCCGCCUGUCCAUGAACCUAAAUCUACUGGAGAUGUUACAGUGGGUGAGAAAGGAAAGCACGAGGGAGAUACAACUGUUGAAGCAUCUGAUGGAAACUGCUCUGCAAAACCUGCAUGCUAUGCACGAUCCACAUCCUUGCCUGUACCUCUGAAGCUCAUAUCUUCUCUAAAAGGAAGCCGUGAAAAACGAGAGGGUACAUCACCCAAGAAUCUAUCCGUAACGUGGGCUCCCGACGUGUAUGAUCCAAUCCCUACUUCAGUCUCACACGUCCCGACCGACAAGAACCAAAGUUACCGCAACAGUAGCAAAAAGUCGGGAAAGUACAAGCAGAGAAGCAGCGGCAAAUCCUCACGAGGCGGCAAGAGCAAGGACAAGAAGCAGGCCCGGAAGAGUUUUUCUGGAAGCACCAGCAAAAGUAGUAGUAAUGGUAAGCUGAAGCAGCCUUUUCAUAUGGGGGGUGGAGUUGUUUUGGGCAAGGCCCGGUUGGCAGGUUUGGAUUAUAAUGUCGGGGGCCCGGACCCCUUUUGUGGGAGUAGUUUUUCUGAAGGAGUCGGUCACCAAGUUGCAUUUUCCUGUUGCUGA
Striga hermonthica is the source of this 885-nucleotide messenger RNA. The record is from the annotation of a GenBank genome assembly. Lineage: Eukaryota; Viridiplantae; Streptophyta; Magnoliopsida; Lamiales; Orobanchaceae.